AUGAAUCCCUCACCGACUAAAGGCCGCGUGCAGCCCGAAGAACCGUCCCCGGAACGACAGGAGCCAAGUCGGAGGCCCCUAACCUCAAACGUCACUUCGGACGAGCAGCCACACGACUCCGAACGAUUGCUCGUCGGGCCUCCGGCGUCGAGACUCCAUCCCGGUGGAUAUCCCUCGUCGUCAGAACACCGACACGGGCCCCCGAGAAAAAGCCACGAGCGAGCCGUUGGUCGUAGUACACCCUCCGGCCACGGUGGCGCCACUCAGCCGUACAUCGACCCGUGGAGCCCCGCGCGGAUCCGAGAUCGAAGACCGGGUUAUGCAAUUCGCCACCGUGGCGCCUAUAAUCAGCCCCGUGACGAGAGGCGCCACACCGAGGAUCAAGAAUCUAUUAAGUGUCGUGACGUCACCACACCACACGCCAAUCCAGCCCCGAGUUCAAGCCCUGUUCCUCUCCCCGCCCUGCCCCUUGCCACCGAAUACUCCGCGAUGCGCGGAAUAACUUAUCGCCAUUGGACCUCCCAUCGACGCGCGCAUCGAUUAAUUAUCGAUCAACAUUGCGCAACAAGGAAGAAGAUUGCGGAAGCCGGCAGGAGACAUCACUUCUUCACGACUCGGCGUGCGUACCGUGGCUCUCCGUAUUUCCCCAGCGAACUCAAUUAUUACGAGCGAAAUUAUACGACGACCAGAGCUUUUCCCCGGAUUAUUGAAUUGAUUGAUUGUUGGAUUGUCGAUACCGGAUUGUUUUUCGAUUGUCGUCUUCGACCUAUCAAAGUCGCUGCCGCCACUCUAGAUUUUUUGUUCAUCGAGAAUUUUUUCCGCUGCCGUGUCGUGUUAGUAAAUAACACCCGAAGUGUAUUUAUCCGCACACGAGCUUUGGAGAAAACGCUGAAGCAUUACACGCUCCUCAUACAGCAGUACUAUGGGGACCUCAAAGCUGGGACGCAUCUGAGUGCUCGCGAAAUCAAAGCGGGUGUGAACUGUGUUGUGUCGACGCCCUGGAGCCCUGCAGUAUACCGUGGCGAAGUCAUAAAUAUUGACAGCUACGGAUGCGUCGAGGUCUAUCUCGUGGAUUUCGCCGAGAGCGCCUUUUACGAUAUGAACAGUUUGUAUGAACCCGUAACGCUUUUGACCGUCAUACCGGCGCUUCUUAUAGAGUGCGCUAUUGAAGAAACUUUGAAAACAACAACCCGUUCCCAAUUCAUUCACACGGGUGAUGGGCUAAAUGAUCGAAACUUGGUGUGGUGUGAAGUCGACACAGCGUUUGGAAAUCGUGUGCUAACCGGUGCUGUAAUUAAUAAAAAUUACAUCGAUCCACGAAAAUUCCUUCAAGACUCAUACGACUUGGUGGCAUUGCAAGUGGUGGACAAUAUUUCCAAACAUAGCAGCAUAAAAGUUAAUACCGAAUUUAAUGGCGAGUUCACGGUGAAUGGCAGGGAGCGACACAUCAAUUUGCUGUACAUAGAAGAUGUGAUGGGUACAAAUGUGGGACACUUCGCAUGGAUUAAAAAUCUUUCCCAUUUAGUGAGCAAGCAACUGAAUACUCACAAUGGUCGAAAAUACAUCUGUGAUCGAUGCCUGCAUUAUUUUUCAUCUCAUGAGAAGCUCCAAUCACAUGAGGUGGAUUGUGGCGAGAUGAAUAAUUGCGCGAUUCUGCUGCCGAACGCACAUGACAAAUGGUUGGAAUUCAAGAACGUGAAUCGAAAGGAGCUUCUACCGUUUAUCGUGUAUGCCGACCUCGAGUGCAUUUUGAAAAAAACCACGGCUGAAGAUAUGGACCGCAAUAAAUAUCAACAUCACCAAGUCUUCAGCGUGGGAUACUACGUCAACUGCUCGUAUGACGAAUCAUUGUCAGGGUAUCACACACAUCGGGGCGAGGACUGCGUUCAAUGGUUCGUACGUAGAUUAGAACAAUUGGCGAAACAAGUAGCAACCAUUUUAUAUACCAUUAUUCCGAUGAAUGAAUUGACUCCUCAAGAAUGGCGAAAAUUCCGAGAAAAUAAGGAAUGUCAUAUCUGUGAGAAAUCAUUCGUAGAGUAUGAUGUUCGAGUACGCGAUCAUUGCCAUUUAACAGGCAAAUUCAGAGGUCCAGCGCACCAGGACUGUAAUUUAAAAUAUCAAGAAUCAUUCUUCAUCCCCAUAGUUUUCCAUAAUUUGUCGGGCUAUGAUGCUCAUUUUAUUAUAAAAGAAGUAGCUACAGCGUUUGAGGGAAAAACCGAUUUACUACCCAUAACGAAAGAAAAGUAUAUUUCUUUUUCGAAAACCGUUAUAACUUCGAAGGAUUAUAGGAAAAAUAUUAAGUUGCGCUUCAUUGAUUCAUAUAGAUUUCUGAACACAAGUCUUGAUAAAUUGGCAUCUUUCUUGACUCAUGAUCAACUCACGGUUUUAAAAUCUGAAUUCCGAGAUACCGAUAACUUCAAUCUGCUAACGCGAAAAGGUGUAUUCCCAUACGAGUACAUCGAUAGUUUUGACAGACUGGAGGAAACGGCACUUCCACCGCGAGAAUCAUUCUAUAGUUCUUUAACCGAUUCAACGGUAUCGGAAAGUGAGUAUGCUCAUGCUUUAACCGUUUGGGAGCGGUUUUCCACUCAAACGCUUGGCGAAUACAGUGAUUUGUAUUUGAAAACCGAUGUUUUAUUACUAGCUGACAUUUUUGAAAACUUUCGUAACACCUGUUUGAAAAGUUACGGUCUUGAUCCCGCAUAUUAUUAUACACUUCCUGGAUACACCUGGGAUGCAAUGAUGCGAUACACAAAGAUCAGAUUCGAAUUGCUCACAGAUAUUGACAUGGUCUUAUUUGUAGAAAGGGGCAUUCGGGGGGGUCUAAGCCAAUGCAGUGGUAGAUAUGCCCGCGCCAAUAAUAAAUACAUGCCAUCGUAUGAUCCAUCAGAACCGUCCACGUUUUUAAUGUAUUAUGAUGUUAAUAAUUUAUAUGGAUGGGCAAUGAGCCAAGCAUUGCCCUACGAUCAGUUUGAGUUUAUUGAAAAUGUUGAGAAUUUCGAUGUAGAAUCGAUUCCAUUGAAUGGUACACAUGGUUAUCUGCUUGAGGUCGAUUUAGAAUAUCCAGAAGACCUACAUGAUAUCCAUAGUGAUUUACCAUUCUGUCCGAGCCACGAAAAACCUCCGGGUAAACAGCACGAGAAGCUCAUUGCUUCACUGCAGGCGAAAAAGCGGUACAUCAUUCACUAUCGCGCAUUACAGCAAUGCUUAAAACACGGUGUAAAACUCAUGAAAAUACAUCGGAUUUUGAAAUUUAGGCAAUCAUCAUGGCUUCAGAAAUAUAUCGACCUGAAUACCCAGUUUCGAACAAAUGCCAAGAAUGAGUUUGAAAAAAAUCUGUUUAAACUAAUGAACAAUGCGGUUUUUGGGAAAACGAUGGAAGAUGUUCGAAGUCAUGUUCAAGUGAAACUUUUGACGGAAUGGGCAGGAAGAUUUGGUGCCGAAGCCAUGAUUGCGAAACCCAACUUUCAUAGCCGUAGUAUUUUCGCUGAAAAUUUAAUUGCUGUAGAGCUACGGAACUUGCAGGUCAAGUUUAAUAAGCCGAUAUACGUUGGAAUGUCAAUUCUAGAUAUAUCGAAAACAUGUUUGUAUGAGUUUCAUCACGAAUUCAUGUCUCCGAUAUAUCAGAAUAAAUGUAAAAUAUUGUACACUGACACCGAUAGUUUAAUAUAUCACAUUGAAUGUGAUGAUGUAUAUAAUGAUAUGAAGAACAAUCUUAAUAAGUAUGAUACAAGCGAUUAUCCCAUCGAUAAUAAAUAUAAUAUACCGCUAGUUAAUAAAAAAGUACCCGGUCUCAUGAAAGAUGAGAAUAACGGGGCUAUUAUGACCGAAUUCGUGGGACUUAGAUCAAAAAUGUACGCAACACGAGUUUUAGGUAAGAAUGAUGUAAAAAAAGCCAAGGGUGUUAGUAGUAAUGUUGUAGCGCGAACUAUAACUUUCGACGAUUAUACUAAAUGUUUGAAUGAGGAAAUUGAGAUGAAACGCACUCAAGCAUCGAUUAGAUCUACUUUACACAAUGUAUAUACUAUUAAGGAAACAAAAAUAGCUCUAAGUCCGCAUGACGACAAGCGCUACAUUAUUCCUGGCACAGUGAAUACUUUGCCAUGGGGUCAUCGUGACAUUCCAUAAUGUCUUUGAAAGCGAUGUAAAUAAGUAUGAGUGGGUGAGAGCGAGAGAGAGUUUGUACAUUGGAAGUGAAAUAAAAAAAAAAAAAAAUC
Messenger RNA from Venturia canescens, 4217 nucleotides. RefSeq lists its product as uncharacterized. Gene Ontology annotation, biological process: DNA replication. Lineage: Eukaryota; Metazoa; Arthropoda; Insecta; Hymenoptera; Ichneumonidae. Gene Ontology annotation, molecular function: nucleotide binding; DNA-directed DNA polymerase activity; DNA binding. The coding region runs from base 1 to 4128 and encodes 1375 amino acids. The transcript is spliced from 6 exons. The record is from RefSeq and is a predicted model, not a curated record.